Choloepus didactylus (southern two-toed sloth) is the source of this 1722-nucleotide messenger RNA. Its product is annotated as ubiquitin-conjugating enzyme E2 N-like. The record is from RefSeq and is a predicted model, not a curated record. The coding region runs from base 485 to 997 and encodes 170 amino acids. Lineage: Eukaryota; Metazoa; Chordata; Mammalia; Pilosa; Megalonychidae. The transcript has a single exon.
AGUCUGACCCAAAAUCUGUCUAGUGGUGGCCCAAAGGGACUCACCAUCCCAGGACUUGUCCUGUGUGUAGAAGACGGCUCACCAAGCUCUCCUUCAGAACACUCUAGGAGAGGAGUCAAGUGGCUGCCUGGGGCAAGGGACUGCUGGCUCUGGGGCAUACAGUGCAGUGCCCAGACCAUCAGGGGACAUUUAAAAGGGGGUCGGGGAAUGCUCAGGGUCUCAUGAGCAUGCCCAAGAGAAGACAUAUGCACAAAAAGGAUCCAGGAAGUCCCUGUGCUUUGACCUGGAGCUAUUUUCUGAACUCAUUGGGUGGACAAGCCUUGAAGGAGAGCACUCCCACAAGUCGAUCUGCAAUGACUGGGAAAGUUUUCCCUCCCUCCCUCUCUCUCUCUCUUUCUCUCUCUCUCUCUCUCUUUCUCUUUCUCUUUCUCUUUCUCUCUCUUCCCCCUACUGGCAUUCAAGGAAACCUCUGUCAUAACACUAGAUGGAUAAAAGCCUAACGAGACAAGACCAGAAGCCGAACUCGGGUUCUGACAAGAUGGCCGGGCUGCCCCGCAGGAUUAUCAAGGAAACCCAGCGUUUGCUGGCAGAACCCGUUCCUGGUAUUAAAGCAGAACCAGAUGAAAGCAACACCCGUUAUUUUCAUGUGGUCAUUGCUGGCCUCCAGGAUUCCCCCUUUGAGGGAGGGACUUUUAAACUUGAACUAUUCCUUCCAGAAGAAUACCCAAUGGCAGCCCCUAAAGUACGUUUCAUGACCAAAAUAUAUCACCCUAAUGUAGACAAGUUGGGAAGGAUAUGUUUAGAUAUUUUGAAAGAUAAGUGGUCCCCAGCACUGCAGAUCCGCACAGUUCUGCUAUCGAUCCAGGCUUUGUUAAGUGCUCCCAAUCCAGAUGAUCCGUUAGCAAGUGAUGUAGCAGAGCAGUGGAAGACCAACGAAGCCCAAGCCAUAGAAACAGCUAGAGCAUGGACUAGGCUAUAUGCCAUGAAUAAUAUUUAAAUCGAUCUGAUCAUCAAGUGUGCACUACUUCUCCUGUUCUGCCAAGACUUCUUCCUUUUUUGUUUGCAUUUAAUGGACACAGUCUUAGAAACAUUACAGAAUAAAAGCCCAGACAUCUUCAGUCCUUUGGUGAUUAAAUGCACAUUAGCAAAUCUAUGUCUUGUCCUGAUUCACUGUUGUAAAGCAUGAGCAGAGGUUAGAAGUAUCAUCUGGAUUGUUGAGAAACGUUUAAAAGCAGUGGCCCCUCUCCUGCUUUUAUUCAUUUUCCCCAUCAUGGUUUAAGUAUAAAGCACUGUGAAUGAAGGUAGUUGUCAGGGUUAGCUGCAGGGGUGUGGGUGUUUUUCUUUAUUUUAUUUUUAUUUUUGAGGAGGGAGGUAGUUUAAUUUUAAUUUUAUGAGCUUCUCCCCCCACCUUUUAUGGUGAUCUAAUUAAAUUCAUUGGUUAAAAGCAGCUAACCAGUUCUUUAGAAUAUACCCUCUAGCCAAGUCUAACUUUAUUUAGACGCUGUAGAUGGACAAGCUUGAUUGUUUGAAUGAAAAUGGGAACAUUAAACAAACAUCACAGCCCUCACUAAUAACAUUGUGACUUUGCUGUCAAGUGUAGAAUCCUCCCUUCAAAAAAGAAGCUUGUGACCAUUUUGUAUGGCUUGUCUGGAAACUUCUGUAAAUCUUAUGUUUUAGUAAAAUAUUUUUUGUUAUUCUAAAAAAAAAAAAAAAAAAAAAAAA